AGUGCAACUACAGUCGCCACCGGACGUGGACUCAGUUGCUUCAUCAGUUUCCAAACGUAAUUGGUAAUCCGUAAUCCGUAAUCCGUGAGUGACAUCACCAUGAGGUCAUCGUGUCAGCUUCUGGCUUUAAGUGUUCUGCUGGCCAUCUGUUCUCUGGGCCAGGGACAAUUCAAGACAUCUGGCAUCAAGACACGCCAGCCGGCAUCGGGAAACCUCCAGCUUUCCACAAAUGGUAAUGGCUACAAUCAAACCAAUUUUGGCUGGAGCAGUUACAACCAGAGCAACUAUUCCUGGAGCAAACAGAACCAGAGCAACUAUUCCUGGAACAAUGAGAACCAGGGCAACUACGGCUGGAGCAACCAAAACCAAGUUAACCAGGGUUCCAGUGGAUCUGUGCCGGCCGAAACCUACCAACCGGCCACUUUGCCUCCACUUUAUGGACACUACGUACAGGCGGUGACUCCACCAAUUCACCGGCAACCUCAAGUCCUCGAUGAAACGGCCCUGUUCAUCAAUAAAACCCGAUCUGCGAUGGCCAGCGGUGUGUGCUUCAAGGAAGUUCCAACCGCUUCCCUUCUGCGAAACUCGCGGGAUCAUUUUGUGGGCAACGGAACCACUCCGGACAUGAGUCGCAUCGAGGUCUGUUGCGAGGGAUACGAGCGCAACCCGCACAUCUACCGCAGAUGCGAACCGAUCUGCUCCGAUGACUGUCCCAAUGGAAUCUGCACGGCGCCCAACACCUGUGUCUGCAUCCCCGGCCACGUUCGCACCUCCGAGGGCAAGUGCAUCUCCACCUGUCCCCUGGGAUGUGGCAAUGGGGCUUGCAACGACAAGAACGAGUGCCUUUGCCGCGAAGGUUACACUUUGGAGCCCACGAGUGGCAAGUACUGCCAGCCGAAGUGCAACCCCGGCUGCACCUUCGGCAAGUGCGUGGCGCCCAACAAGUGCGCCUGUCUCGAAGGAUACCGCCUGGCCGCCGACGGAUCCUGCGAACCGGUCUGCGACAGCUGCGAGAACGGCAAGUGCACCGCUCCGGGUCACUGCACCUGCAACGGCGGAUACCUCAAGCUGCAAGGUCGCUGCGAGCCCAUCUGCUCCGUCCCCUGCAAGAACGGCCGUUGCAUUGCCCCGGACGUUUGUGAGUGCACUUCCGGCUUCGAGUGGGACCGGAAGUCGUCGGAGUGUGUGCCAAAGUGCGACCUGCCCUGCUUGAACGGCGUCUGCGUGGGCAACAACCAGUGCGAAUGCCGGACAGGAUACGUGAAGGACGAACACCAGCGCAACAUCUGCCAGCCCCACUGCGCCCAAGGAUGCCAGAAUGGAUUCUGCAGUGCCCCCAACUUCUGCAUCUGCAAGCCGGGAUUCAUCAAGAGCGGCAUUAAGGGACGCCAGACGUGCCAGGCCGUCUAAUUUCGACCUAAAAUCUUUAUUGUUUCUUCUUAGACCAAAUUGAAUAAACGCCCGAUCAGGGCAUUAAACUCGUAA
Drosophila ficusphila is the source of this 1485-nucleotide messenger RNA. Its product is annotated as delta-like protein C. The coding region runs from base 100 to 1410 and encodes 436 amino acids. The transcript is spliced from 3 exons. Lineage: Eukaryota; Metazoa; Arthropoda; Insecta; Diptera; Drosophilidae. The record is from RefSeq and is a predicted model, not a curated record.